Messenger RNA from Drosophila yakuba, 2868 nucleotides. RefSeq names its product serine/arginine repetitive matrix protein 1. The transcript has 3 exons. NCBI's taxonomy places the organism in Eukaryota, Metazoa, Arthropoda, Insecta, Diptera, Drosophilidae. The coding region runs from base 161 to 2866 and encodes 901 amino acids. The record is from RefSeq and is a predicted model, not a curated record.
UUGAGUUUUAAGUCAUACCCACACAUCAAAAAUGUUGGCGUCUACCGAUGUUUUGUUACACACAUUUCCCGCAUAAGAAAUAACUCUAAAUUAAAAUAUACUUGUAUACCAAAAAAACCAUUGGAACAACGCAUGUUCAAACUACAAGUUCCAGUGGAAAAUGGCUCAACUUUCUGGGAAAUACUUGGCCAUUGAAAAUGCAACCAGUGGUCUAAGCUCGAGCACCGACAACAAUGAAAUAUCCAAGGAUCCAAAACAAGGAACAAAGCUCAAGGAAAGUGCUUCGUUCGCAGGUUUUGGAUCCCAUUUCGUGGGUAUAACGCUUCAUUCGGAGAGGAGAAGGAGGGUUUCUGGCGGGGAUUGCGAGUACCAUCAGCAGCCCAAUUUAUUGCGAAAUCCGUUGGUCGUCAGGAGUGGCCAUCUUCCAGACGACGAAGAGUGCCAUCCCAGUUGUCCUUACCGAGGAAAUUAUCAGACACAAAACACUUGCCCGCAGCCAUCUAAUCAAUAUUAUAAUCAGAGCUAUAAGUGUCCACACAAUCAGUCCAGUUAUUAUGACAAUAGAAACCAUGGAACACACCAGGAAGUCCAUGGAACACACCAGCAAAAUCAUGAAACACACCAGCAAAACCAUGAAACACACCAGCAAAACCAUGGAUCACCAUGUCACCAAUGCUAUGAGCAACAGACGCGCACCCAGGUGCGGUCCCAAUCCCAGCCAAGGGAUCGACAUGGAAGUGAAUGUGGAUGCGAUCGGCCAGCGGGCAGGAGAGCCUACAGGACACCCUCCUCGCACUACAUGGAAUACAGGGAGUUUCAGCACAGUCCCAAAAGGAAUCCUGCUGUAGAAAAGCAUAAGUACAGUGAAUAUCCACCAGACGCGCACCGUAGGAAUCGAUUGCAAAAGAAGACCUCCGAUUGCAGUUGUGGAUGUCCAGAACCGUUGCCAGAACGCAAACGAGUUCAGAAAACCAAACGCCUGCAAAAGCAGCACUCCGAAUGUAGCUGUGAGUCUGAGGAAAAGCAGCAGGUUCAGAGGAGCAAACGAAUGAAGCUAUCAUCCUCCGAUUGCAGCUGUGAGGUUGAACGUGCACCAAAAAGGCCGCCAGUUCAUAGGAAGACUACACCGGACAAAGCUUAUUACCUAAGGAAACCAACUCCAGCGGCUCAAACGUGUCCCGUUCGCUGUCAUGCUCGCUCUCACAUCCAAGGACCAGCACCUCCACCACCUGUGCCCAAGCGCAAAUGUCCUGCUGCUGCACCGCCACCGGUUUCCAAGAAACCCACACCCAAAACCAAGCCAACCUGCACACCAAAUACUAAAACAAGUUCACCAAGGAAAGGAUGUAGUGCCUGCAAUCGCAUUUCCGACGAGGAAAGCGAUGCCAACGACUACGUGGAGCAUGGUCGUUCCCAAACGCAGGUACUUAGGAAUCCACUGGUUCAGUCUCGUUCCUAUGAUGACCAUGGAGCGCCUCCCUACGAGAGCUGCAGUGAGGAUUGUCCUGCCCAGCGAAGAGCACGAUCGUCAAGUUGCAAGCGAACCAAGCCGGAAAAUCGCAGUCGUUCCUGCAAGGAGCCGCCCAUCUGCUCCAAUGAAACGCUGAUGGAAAAGCCUGUAAAAAGCUAUCGAUUCAAUUGCCCAGAGAAUGGCAAAUGUGCGUCGUGUCGCAAACUAUGCCCGAAUUGCAACAAGGUUCUGGCCCAAAAGAAGAAGACUCCCUCGGCCAAGAAGUACGCAGCAGCGGUGGCCCAAAAAUGCUGUCCCAUGUGCGGAUUGCUACCCAUGAUGCCGAACAUUUCCAUUCCAAACGUGGCCAGUGGCAACCGCAUCAUCUACAAGACUUUGGGAAGAUGUCGACCGAGGAAGUUGCCCAAGUCCAGAUACGAAUUGACCAUUUGCUGUAAGAAGCGCUGCCAGGGAGGUCGCAACUCGCACUACAUGACCGGCACUAUUGCCACGGGCUUGAAGAGAAGGGCCAAGGCGGCGAUGACUGGGGUUAAUCCGGUGGCGCCAUCAGGGAUGUCAAGUCACAGACAGGGUGUCAGACCAUCUCCUUCUCCACCUCAAAACAUGCACAGUCAUCAUCCAGUUUACCAGUCGACAGGACAUGUGAGGAGUCCGAGCAGAGCAGGUCACUCUAGUCCAGCAACUUCUGGCCAGCAACGUGAGAGACCAGCUGCUCCACCACCAUUUAAGAUGCGUUCUCCAUCUGCCAACCUGGUCCAGAAGUCUGAGAAACGGGAGAGAGAAAGGGAGCAGAUUCCUUACCAGGAUUACCAGGAAAGAACAAGGACUGCACUGCCCGUGUUAGAGAUUCAUAGUUCGGUUAGAGGUUCCUCGCAUCCCAGGGAACAUGCCCACUCCUAUAGAGCUCAACCAGAACCAGGACCAUCAAGUAGAUCAGAACAGAAUAGAACAGAACCACCAGCAUCCAUUAGAUCCAGACCUGAACCGCCCGAGAUACCAGCAUCUUUGGUAGCACCCGCUUCCAUGGAUGCGGAUAUUAACGAGCCCGUUCGACGUGGAGCUUCCUACUUGGGCACCGAGUUGAAUCCCUUCUACAGAGGCAGUUUCCUAAGAGUACGUCAGUCAAGGGAUUCACCUCAGACCCGCUUGAGUCCCAUUCACCAGCGAGGCGAGAAGAUCCCGGAGGUGCCGAAGUCGCCAAAAGUUCCGGGAAUGGGUAUGCCCGUAAAGUAUACGAAACUAAGUCAGCUGCAGGCAUGGGUAUUUGGAGACCCCUUCGUAAAGGGUAACAACGAUUCGGGAGCCUGGAGCUGGCGCCAGAUUUUUGGUCGCAGAAAGAAGCGCUCCACGGCCAAGGAUAAACCUGCCAAAACAGUGGAGGCGACCAGUACAUAGGC